Messenger RNA from Nilaparvata lugens (brown planthopper), 481 nucleotides. RefSeq lists its product as uncharacterized. Lineage: Eukaryota; Metazoa; Arthropoda; Insecta; Hemiptera; Delphacidae. The transcript has 2 exons. The record is from RefSeq and is a predicted model, not a curated record. Bases 98 to 463 code for a protein of 121 amino acids.
AAAUUCAGUUGCAUACGAAAGAGCUUGACCAUUAUUGGGUUUAUUUCCAAGCAAGCAUUCUUCAGAGAGCCUACAAACCUAACUUACAACUGAUAAAAUGGGUUUGAGCAUUAUUCUCGUGAAUAUUUUUAUAAUUACUUCCGCCUUAUCUACAGAUGGACAUUUUGGAAGAAAUUUCUGCUGUAUAGAACGUUGCACAUAUCCAUGGAUUCAUCCGUGUCAUGCAUAUGAGUAUCAAUAUCCAAGAGCUUGCCCACCUCCAUUCUACAAUCCUCCUGUCCGAGAAACAUCAAUCUCUCCCUUCAAUGCACCUCUCGGUUUGGACAAAACAGUGUUAAAAGUCUUGAAAAAUCUCACAGAAACAGUUCCUAAUUCAUUAGCAUCAUCAUUAGAUCAGGAGCGGGUUUUCACGUAUAGAGAAAGUAGUUCCGGUUCGGAAGAAAUAUUGAUAGUUUAUAGUUAACUAUGUAGUUAACUCCCC